This is a messenger RNA of Condylostylus longicornis, 1008 nucleotides long. RefSeq names its product testis-specific serine/threonine-protein kinase 1 (gene Tssk). The record is from RefSeq and is a predicted model, not a curated record. The transcript is spliced from 2 exons. Gene Ontology annotation, biological process: microtubule cytoskeleton organization; intracellular signal transduction; protein phosphorylation. The coding region runs from base 1 to 1008 and encodes 335 amino acids. Gene Ontology annotation, molecular function: ATP binding; protein serine/threonine kinase activity; tau-protein kinase activity. Gene Ontology annotation, cellular component: cytoplasm. Lineage: Eukaryota; Metazoa; Arthropoda; Insecta; Diptera; Dolichopodidae.
AUGAAGGUAAAAAUUAUUACUCAAAAUGAGAAAUAUGAGAGAAUACAAAGAAAUCAACAAAAACAAUACUUUAAUAAUCAAGAAAAAGAAUAUAAAAGCAGUACUACCACUACCAACACAACAACAGCAAAUUCUAAUCAAGUUCUAUCGAAAAAUUCUGAUUUAGAAGCACUGACAUCACGUGGAUAUAUAAUAGGAAAAAAAAUUGGUAAAGGAAGUUAUGGUUCGGUAACAACAGCACAAUUUGAAGAUCAUAAUAUGAGAGUGACAAAUCUAGCUUGUAAAAUUAUUGAUAAAAAUAAAGCACCAAAAGAUUUUCUAGAGAAAUUUUUUCCUCGUGAACUUCAUAUUAUAAGCAAAUUAAAUCAUCCAUAUAUAAUACAAAUUCAUAGUAUUUUACAAAGAGGACCAAAAAUUUUUAUAUUUAUGCGUUAUGCUGAAAACGGUGACCUUUUAGAUUAUAUAAAAAAAAAUGGACCUAUUAUGGAAUUACAAAGUAAAUUAUGGUUUUCACAAAUGUGUAGUGGAUUAAAAUAUUUACAUUCACAUGAGAUCGCUCAUCGUGAUUUAAAAUGUGAAAAUAUUUUAUUAACAAAACGUAUGAAUAUUAAAAUAGCUGAUUUUGGUUUUGCUAAAUAUUGUAAUACAGAAAAAUUUGGUGAAAAGAAUUUUUCAAAAACAUAUUGUGGUUCAGCAGCUUAUGCAGCACCAGAAGUAGUUCGUGGUAUACCAUAUGAUCCAAAAAUUGCUGAUAUUUGGUCACUCGGUAUAAUUUUAUUUGUAAUGUUAAAUGCUAAAAUGCCAUUUGAUGAUAGUAAUUUAAAUAAAUUAUGGGAAGAUCAAAAGAAUAAAAAUUAUAAAUAUAGAGCAAAAUUAGAAAAUUGUAUUACAUCAUCAGCAAAGAAUGUAAUUAGUGUUCUGUUAGAACCAAAUCCACAAAUUCGUUCAAAUUUAAAUGAAAUAAUAAAUUGCAAAUGGAUACAAGAAAUUGAUGUACAAGAUGAAUGA